GAAUAGAACAAUUAUUUUUGUUUUUUUGUUUUACAAAUUGUUACCAGAAAAUUAAAUGGACCGUCUCUCCAACGCCUUUUCCCUUCUUGCCUUGGCCGACGAAGAUGGUCAGACGCCGGCUCCGGCGACCCCGUCAUCUCCGGCCACCACUGCUUCAUCAUCGUCUUCAUCCUUGCCUGGAAACCAAGGAGCGAAAGUUAACGGUCCGCUUGAGCUUGGAGAAUUCAAGCAACCGCUUGUCUGGAUUGACUUGGAAAUGACUGGUCUAAAUAUUGAAGCCGACAGGAUAUUGGAGAUCGCUUGUAUCGUUACUGAUGGAAAAUUAACCAAAUCAGUGGAGGGUCCAGAUUUGGUAAUACAUCAAACCAAAUGCUGUCUAGAUAGGAUGGGUGAGUGGUGUCAAACACAUCACGGUGCUAGUGGGUUGACAGAGGAAGUGCUUCAGAGUACAAUAAGCGAAAUGGAGGCUGAAAAGCAGGUCAUCGAAUUCGUAAAGAAGCAUGUAGGAGGUUCAGAGACUCCACUUUUAGCCGGAAACUCGGUUUAUGUGGAUUUCCAAUUCUUGAAGAAAUACAUGCCAGAUUUAGCUGCCCUUUUCCCUCAUGUACUCGUCGAUGUCAGUAGCGUCAAAGCUUUAUGCAAACGUUGGUACCCACAAGAUCGAAGGAUGAAACCAGCAAAGGAAAACAAACACAGAGCCAUGGAUGAUAUAAGAGGAAGCAUCAAGGAGCUCAAGUUCUACAAGGAAAAUAUAUUCAAAGCAAGCAAGUCAAGGAGAUGAGUUCCUUGCAUAUGUCUUUGUUACAGGACCGUCUCCUUUGCAAGACCCUUCGGGUUCCAAAGGUGAUGGAGAUUGGAAUUCUACUUCUAAGAACCCGGAAGGAAUUCUAUUGAGAGUCUGAAAAAAGAAGAAGAAAAUCAGGGUUAUUUAUACUUUAUUGUAAAUUUUCAAAAUACCCUUAUUUACUUGAACCGAUUUAACUGGUUUUAAUUCCCCUAAACCAGUGGGGUUUUCUAUCAUUACUUUUGCAGAUUCUAAAGCCAGAGUGGAGUUUGAAAGUACCCUGUAGGACAAGUCUUGUGAAGCUAGAACCCUAACUUCGAGUGCAGACACACCAAUUGAGGUGUGUCUGAACAUUGCUUGAGAAGAAAGUACAGUUGAAAUCUAAACCAUUCGUAGUC
Molecule: messenger RNA, 1182 nt
Organism: Tarenaya hassleriana
Lineage: Eukaryota; Viridiplantae; Streptophyta; Magnoliopsida; Brassicales; Cleomaceae
Product: oligoribonuclease-like
Exons: 8
Coding region: 56-781 (241 amino acids)
Cellular component (GO): mitochondrion
Molecular function (GO): nucleic acid binding; 3'-5'-RNA exonuclease activity
Source: RefSeq, a predicted model, not a curated record